This is a messenger RNA of Exaiptasia diaphana, 2330 nucleotides long. RefSeq names its product lipopolysaccharide-induced tumor necrosis factor-alpha factor homolog. Gene Ontology annotation, molecular function: zinc ion binding. The record is from RefSeq and is a predicted model, not a curated record. Lineage: Eukaryota; Metazoa; Cnidaria; Anthozoa; Actiniaria; Aiptasiidae. The transcript is spliced from 2 exons. The coding region runs from base 157 to 585 and encodes 142 amino acids.
UGCAUGAUACAUUAUUAUACUGGUGCUGGUUGUUAGUCAAAAACUACCAUCUGAUGUAAGCCAUAUAUACUUCAUAUUCAGUCGAAAUAACAACACACAGCCUUGGGCCAGUGGAUUAAAAUAACUCCAGGAAUUGUAGUUUAAUCUUUUAGCCUAAUGUCGGACGAAGAAAGACAACGGCUUGUUAACAAUAGUGAUCACCGUUCGAUGGAUUGUGAUGAGAGGCCAGUAGAUCAAGAACCUACACCCAACGGUGAAUCUAGCGAAGGUGAACAGCUCCAAUUUGAAGACGUCCCCGUUUACACAACAUGUCCUUUUUGUAUGGAAAAAAUUGUCACAAGGACGCACUUUAAAAGUGGCAAGUAUACAUACUGGACUUCUGUUUGCCUUUGUAUUUUUCAAUGUUACUGCUGUAUGUGGAUACCAUUUAUUCUCGAUGGAUUAAAGAAUGUAGUUCACACUUGUCCAAAAUGCGGUGAAAAGCUCGCUGAAUAUAGYCGUCUAAGAAUGGACCGUAUAUGGAAAAAGAAAAAGAAACAUAGACAAGCACAGCACCAAUUCAGUACAUCUCAAUCCCAGCGAUAGUUUUACUUUGGAAAUAWGGUGAUCUUUAUAUCAUAARGUUACGGGGAAUUYAUUUUUUGCUUCGGAAAGAAGGCUACACACAUUAAAAAGGACUUUGGGAAAUAACACCAGGAUUCCUGGAAAACUAAUAAAGGACACUGUCAGUAGCCGCCAGAAUGUUCGGGGAUUAAAUGGACGAAGACUGUGGUACACUAUGCAGACCAUCUGCACGCAUGGAAGUUGACCACAACCGCAAAGAAUCAUUGGUUAUUAAACGAGCCACGGCCGCAAAGACUACCUGGGAAUAAAAUGCACUACGACCGCAAAGAAUGUGUGGUAAUUGAUGGAGCUACGACCGCAAAGACUAUCUGUGAACUAAAUGAGCUACCACCGCAAAUAAUACUUUUUGGAAUUAGAUGAGGCACGACCGCAAAGAUUCUCUGGGAGCAAAAUUAAAUACGCUCGCAAAGAAUCAAUGGUAAUUAAAUGAGUCAAUGGUAAUAUACAUGUAAAGGAGGUACGACCGUAAAGACUUUCUGUGAACUAAAUGAACUAUAACCGCAGAGAAUGUUUGGGAAUUGCAUGAGGCACGACCGCAAAGACUCUCUGGGAGCUAAAUUAAAUACGCUCGCAAAGAAUCAAUGGUAAUUAAAAGAGUCACGCGACCGUAAUACUGUCUUGGAACUAAAUGAACUAAAACCGCAAAGGGAGUUAAAUGCAAAUGAAAAAACAUAAAUAUUAUGAAACAAAACGCAUGAGAUUUCACCAUUCCUUCUCAAAAACUAACUUUAAAUCACGACGGUCUCAUAUAAAUCAUUUGUAAUUGCUACAGUUUAUUGUAAUAAGUAAAUGGUAAGCUUUGCAUCAGCCCGCKCACAUCGUGCGAAACGCAUAGGCUAUGAACAAUUGUGCUUAUUAACAACUACAUUUUACCAGAGCUGGAGUUGUUUUCUGAAACCCGUGCAACAGAGUCUACUUAUUAAAUCAAUAGACUUCUGAACCGUUAACGUCACUACUUGAUUAAUUUUUCAAUGCAUUGUGGGAUCAGCUAUAAGAGAAAACAAAAGAAAUCCACCAUGUUUUGUCCCAAACAUAUCCUACAAUACAUUAUGUAUACGGUACAUAACGUCAAAGCUUCAGAGGUCUAUUAAACCGCAAAUACGCUAAAGUGUACUGAUUUCACUGAUUACAGUGGUUCUCAAAACCCGURACAUUCGAGCCUGCUUCACAUUAUUACUCGACUUUAGUUGUCCACGUUAUUCUUUGUCCUUUUGGUCCAUCAAACUUUAUUACAUUUUGAUUGUUAAAGUUUGUUUCACGGGUUUUUGAAAUCCACUCAACUAACACUGUUUUUAGUAUGUAAAUACAAAUGCCAAAUAGGACUACCUUUAGAAAAAUUGAGAAUCUAUGAAUUCAUAAUYACUUUUUUUUGCGUUGCAAUCGAUUUCGUGUUGUCGCUCUACACAACACUGAUGCAACUCAGUAAAAAAAUAAUGAAAGGGACCCCUUUUAAGCGGGCAUUUUUUUCUACUCAACAACCGGACUAUCCGGCAAUCUGACUUACUAUAAACAAAGCGACCACUGUUCUAACUGUCGAGUAGGACAGGAGUUUUGGUUUGUCUUUUUUCCCUAUUAAAAACAAGCAAUGUUUUCUGCGCAUAAUAGUCAGCCAGCAACAUGCUAAGAAAUACUGCAAUAUACUUGUUAUUUUACCUAAAAUACUUAUCAUUCCACAGACAUGUUAAUAAAAGUUAAGUUAAACGAAA